Messenger RNA from Oncorhynchus nerka (sockeye salmon), 2767 nucleotides. Its product is annotated as hydroxycarboxylic acid receptor 2-like. Gene Ontology annotation, biological process: G protein-coupled receptor signaling pathway. The transcript is spliced from 2 exons. Gene Ontology annotation, cellular component: plasma membrane. Bases 256 to 1263 code for a protein of 335 amino acids. Lineage: Eukaryota; Metazoa; Chordata; Actinopteri; Salmoniformes; Salmonidae. The record is from RefSeq and is a predicted model, not a curated record. Gene Ontology annotation, molecular function: G protein-coupled receptor activity.
UCUUAAAGUCAAUCUAAAGACGUUCCUCUUGAAACCAACAGAAACGCCUGAACAGUGGAGACACACAGGAGAGGAGAUAAAAUAUGUUGAGGGGAGCAUAGACUGCCUUUCAAACCCAAUUGUUGCUACACUGUCCCCAAAUGCAUGACUCAACUGAUAUUCCCCUGAGAUGCUUUGAAAAGAGGAAGAGGUGGAUUUUGUGAAAAAACGGCAACAUCCAAAGUUUCCUGGAAACGAAAUCAUACUCAAUCAAAGAUGGCUGAAAUGGCUACAGUUGCACACGAUAACUCUACUGGCAGAGAGAACCAGUCCUUGCACUGCAUAUCCACUCAGGAUCUGGUGGCUGACAUACUGCCUCCUGUCCUGAUUAUAGAGCUCCUACUGGGCCUGCCAGGCAACGUAGUGGCCCUGUGGAUCUUCACUUGCCGUCUGAAGAUCUGGAGGGUCAACACUCUGUUCCUCUUCAACCUGGUCCUGGCUGACUUCAUGCUGCUCAUCUGCCUGCCCUUCCGCAUUGACAACCUGCUCCGUGGGGAAUACUGGGUGUUUGGCGACGCCUGGUGCCGGAUCAACCUCUUCAUGCUGGCUGUCAACCGUUCGGCAAGCAUUGCCUUCAUGACUAGCGUGGCCUUCGACCGCUACUUCAAGGUGGUCCAUCCGCACCACCGCAUCAACCACAUGACGUCUACCCAGGCGGGAAUGGUGGCGGGGGGCAUCUGGGUGGUAGUGAUCUCCCUGCGGGUCCCCCUGCUGGCCACCAAGCUCCUAAGUGAACAUGGCAACAUCUCCCUGUGCCGCAGCUUCAGCUCCUACACCGUGAUUCCCCCGGCGAUCCUGCUGCACUACAUGGUGUUCAUCGGGGAGUUCUUCCUGCCUCUGCUGCUCCUGCUGUUCUGCUCAGCCAGGAUCGCCUGCAUCCUGCGCCAACGGCAGCUGGACAAAGAGAAGAAGGUGCGGCGGGCCAUCCGGGUGGUGGUGCUAAUUGUGGCUGUGUUUGUGCUGUGUUUCUUUCCUGGCAUCGCCACAGGCCUGGUUUCGCUCUAUAUCAAGGUGUUCAGACCUUGGGACUGUGAAUCCUACAAAAUGGCAGGCGAGCUUUUCAGCCUGUCCAUUGGCUUCACCUACCUUAACAGCGCCCUGGACCCAGUCAUCUACUGCUUAUCCAGCUCCAUGUUCCAGAACUCUCUCAAGAGCUCCAUCAAUAAGAUGGGCCUGGUGGAGUUGAGGCUGAGCCGACGGGGAAGCAUGGCCAGUGAUGGGUGAGGGAGGCAACUCUGGCCCUUUCCUCCAGAGACAGGCCCCACCUUCUAGAAGGUCCUAAUAAGGAGAACAGACUCAUGGCAGUGAAUUGAAUGGAGACUAGACAGUGGAAUUUUACAGCUGUAAUUAACAAGCCAUAUGUUAUAUUCAGAAACAUUUCGUAUCUAUGUGGGAUACGUACUUGAAAUGGCUGAAUACCAGUUAGUGUGAAACAAAGAUAAGAAACAUUUCGUAGCUAUGUGGGAUACGUACUUGAAAUGGCUGAAUACCAGUUAGUGUAAAACAAAGAUAAGAAACAUUUCGUAGCUAUGUGGGAUACGUACUUGAAAUGGCUGAAUACCAGUUAGUGUGAAACAAAGAUAGGAAAAAGAAUGCAACCAUUCCAUCUGAAUCUGACAUUAUUUUCACAACCAUGUGAUGUUGUAGAAUGGCAUUAUGUUUUUGUCUUGAUUUAUUAAUAUGUCUGUCAAACACACCAUCAUUUUUACCAAAUACAGUAUUCAUACAGCAAGAUGUUUAAUCAAGUGUAUGUGUUACUCAGUUCUUUAUAAAAUAUAUAUUUUUAUGUGAUGUUUGUGCUUAGAGUAUACUGUACACUGUGUACAAAACAUGUUCUUUCCAUUACAUAGACUGACCAGGUGAAUCAAGGUGAAAGCUAUGAUCCCUUAUUGAUGUCACCUGUUAAAUUAAUUUCAAUCAUUGUAAAUGUAGGGGAGGAGACAGGAUUUGUACGUCUUGAGACAAUUGAGACAGGAUUGUUAAGCCUCGAGACAAUUGAGACAUGGAUUGGGUAUGUGGGCAAGACACUAGAUUUAAGUGCCUUUGAAUGGGGUAUGGUGUUAGGUGCCAGGCGCAGUGGUUUGAAUGUGUCAAGAACUGCAACGCUGCUGGGUUUUUCACGCUCAACAGUUUCCCGUGUGUAUCAAGAAUUGUCCACCACCCAAAGGACAUCCAGUCAACUUGACACAGCUGAGGGAAGUAUUGGAGUCAACAUGGGCCAGCAUUCCUCUGGAACGCUUUCAACACCUUGUAGAGUCCAUGCUCCAAAUUGAGGCUGUUCUGAGGGCAAAAGGGAUGCAACGCAAUAUUAGGAAGGUGUUCCUAAUGUUUUGUGCACUGAGUGUAUAUUUUCCUAUCUAGAUAUUGUGUUCAUUUGUAAUGAAUGAAAUGGCAAUAAAGAUUAUCCUGAAUGUUAUGUAAAAUACAUAUGAAGCCACAGAUGAAGCCUGUCAAAGCCACAGAAGCCACAGAUGAAGGGGAACUCUUGAUUGCUGCUGGGGGAGAGAGACUCUUCUCUUCAAAGACUCACAUUAUCCACACAAAAGUGCUACAUGUCAUCCUUUGUUGCACAGCACCUGGUAGCAGCAAGGGAACUCAAUCAAUGGCUGUAGGUGUAAUUACCGCUGAGCUACCACUGCUGUGCCAACAUGUGACUCUGACAUGUGGCUUACUGGGACGAUACACGGCAGUGCAAACAGAGGUAUUAAAUAUCUUUCUCUCAAGUUUC